Encephalitozoon cuniculi GB-M1 is the source of this 2046-nucleotide messenger RNA. RefSeq lists its product as uncharacterized. The record is from RefSeq and is marked provisional. Gene Ontology annotation, molecular function: single-stranded DNA binding; ATP hydrolysis activity; single-stranded DNA helicase activity. NCBI's taxonomy places the organism in Eukaryota, Fungi, Microsporidia, Unikaryonidae. The transcript has a single exon. Gene Ontology annotation, cellular component: nucleus; MCM complex. The coding region runs from base 1 to 2046 and encodes 681 amino acids.
AUGCAUAUCGAGACAUGGGGCAUGUACUUUCCAGAGGAGGAGCUCACUGCAUUCAAUGAGCUUGUGCAGGUAAUACUCGAGACAAAGAAGAAGCUGCAGAGCAUUCUACUUGGUGACAGGUUGGGCCGGGUGCUGGAGACCAGAGUCUACCAUAUAUCUGCACAGUCUCUCGAGAAGCUUGUUGAAAAGAAUCUUCUGGACACGAAUGCAGGGAACCUACUCCUGUGCAUUUCGUGUGCUGUCUCCGAGCUGCUUUAUGACAGCGGGCAUCUCUCAAUAAAGAUUAGCACCAGGGUUGAGACGCUACGUGACCAGGGCGGCUUCGGGGACAUUGAUAGAGCCAACCUAGGAAAGCUUGUUUUCAUGACGGGCACUGUUUGCAGAGUAGGGUUCAGAAGAGUUGUUAGCACCAAGAUGUUUUUUGAAUGCUCGAAGUGUGGGGAGACAGUAUGUGUGGAUGUCAAGAACAAUGUCUACAGGCCUCCUAGAACGUGUAGGGGCUCCUGCAACUCCAGAAGCUUUGCUCCCGUACGGAACCACCCGGAAGUGGAAUACAGGGAUGUCCAGGAAAUCAAGAUACAGGAGCUUUACGGAGGAUCCGAAGGAGACGGAAACGGAAUCCCAAAGGCUGUGGACUGCAUCCUUUAUGACGAGUUUGCAGGGACCCUAGCUCCUGGCGACAUUGUGGAAAUUGUUGGAGUUCUUGGAGUUGAGUUGGAAAAUGACAACCUCUACAAACUGACUGUCCACAUAAACAACCUGCAGAUAGUCAAGAACAAGAACUUCUUUGUGGAGGAUGUUGAGUACCAGAGUAGAGACUUCGCUGAGUUCAGGAAGAUAGCAGGGGCGGGAAACACGCUGGCCUCGCUUGUCUGCUCGCUUUAUUCAGCAGUGUAUGGAAAUGAGCUGAUAAAAGUCGGGCUGGUCCUUUCUCUGUUUGGAGGAACCAAGAAGAGUGCUGGACAACACAGUAUCAGGUCUGAAACACAUGUCCUUAUAGUUGGGGACCCAGGGCUUGGAAAAAGCAGGUUGCUGCUGAGCACAUGCGGGAUUCUUCCGAAAAGUAGCUAUGUGAGCGGGAGCUUUACCACGACGGCAGGGCUGACGGUAUCCCUAACACACGACCCUGUCUCCGGAGAGUACAUGGCAGAUGCAGGGGCCCUUGUGGUAGCAGACAACGGGAUAUGUUGCCUGGACGAGUUUGACAAGAUAGACGACCAUGCUGCCUUGUUUGAAGCGAUGGAGGAUCAGAAAGUAAGCAUAGCGAAGGGCGGGGUUAUUUGUAGUGUUCCGACGAGGGCCACGGUGAUAGCAGCAACCAACCCAAGGCACGGGCAUUUCGACCGAGGCAAGACAAUGGCGGAAAACAUACGGUUUGAUCCUGGGCUUCUGUCGAGGUUUGACCUUAUCUUCCUUCUUCUGGAUGACCUUUCUGAAAAGGAAAGCUACAUGAUAUCUGGACAAAUUCUGAAGAAAAGACGGACGCUCUCUCCAGGAGAAGGUGGAUUUGACGACGUUGUGGAGACGGUUAGGAGGGAUAUGUUUGUCGAGGACAUCAGAAGUGGGGGAUGUGUAUAUCCCAUGGACAUCGUGAGGAAGUACAUUUCCUAUGCCCGUGCAAAUGUGUUUCCUGUCCUUAGCAAGUCGGCAAGUGAGGCCAUAAAGGAAUACUAUGUGGGCAUGAGAAGUCGGGGAGGGGUUUCGACAAGGGAUCUGGAAUCGCUUGUUAGGUUGACUGAGGCAAGAGCCAAGGUCGAGCUUCGGAGUAUAGCAACAAAGGCAGAUGCAAUGUUCUGUAUUGAGCUCCAUAAGAGAACGUUUGUUUCUAAGGAAGGGGUGGCGAGGAAUAAGAAGAGCAAGGAUCUUACCGAGGCACUCAGGGAAUAUGGCAGGAAGAAAAAGGGGUGUCUUGUUAGUGGCGAAGAGCUAUGCAGGCUAAUAGCAACCCUCGAUUCUAGCAGGCCGGCCAGCGAAUUUGUGGAUGCAUUGAACCACAGUGGGCUGAUUAUCAAGAAGGGGGCAGGGAUGUAUAAGAUAGUUGUGUAG